Messenger RNA from Meloidogyne enterolobii, 1950 nucleotides. Lineage: Eukaryota; Metazoa; Nematoda; Chromadorea; Rhabditida; Meloidogynidae. The record is from the annotation of a GenBank genome assembly.
AUGUUGCUCAACAAAAUUUUUUCAUUUUAUACUUCUCGUUUAAAUAUCAAAAACAUUUUUGCGUUUAAAAAUUUAUCAUCAAAUGUUAUUUCGAGUAAAGCAAAUUUUUCACAUCAGCCAAAUGUAAAAUCAAAUAUUAUUGAUUCUGGAUAUAAAUUAACUACAUUACCUUCUGGUUUUCGUGUUGCCUCAGAAACUUUGAAAAUGUCAACAGCAACGGUUUUUGUAGGAGUUUGGAUUGAUGCUGGCAGUCGUUACGAGGAUGAAAAUAACAGCGGAGUUGCUCAUUUUCUUGAACAUAUGGCUUUUAAGAAAAGAACUCAACACCAAUUAGAAUUGGAAGUAGAGGAUAUGGGGGCACAUUUAAAUGCUUACACUUCGAGAGAACAUACUGUUUAUUACGCAAAAUGUUUAUCUUCUGAUUUGGAGAAAUCUGUUGAGAUUCUUUCUGACAUUUUAUUGAGAAGUGUUUAUGACGAAGGGGCAAUUUAUAGAGAACAACAAGUAAUUCUUAGAGAGGCUGAAUCGAUUGAACAAAAUGUACAAGAAGUUGUGUUUGAUCAUUUACAUGCAAAUGCUUUUGCUGGAUCGCCUCUUGAAAGAACUAUUUUGGGAACUAACCAAAAUAUUAAAAACAUGACAAGAGAUCAUUUAAUUGAUUAUGUCAAAAAAUAUUACAAAGGCCCGAGAAUGGUAUUAACCGCUGCUGGAGGAGUUGACCAUGAUUAUUUGGUGGAACUUGGAAAGAAAUAUUUUGGGAAUAUAGAAAGAGGGGAUGAACACAAAACUAUUGAAAACCCUGAAAUGAAAAUGACUUAUGGAACUUUGGCUGUAGAGGGAACAAGUUGGACUAAUCCUGAUAAUGUUGCUAUACAAGUGGCGAAUACUAUGAUUGGACAAUAUGACAGAACUCAAAGUAUUGGUAUACUUGGAAGCUCAACUCUAGCAACUUCACUUGGUCAUGAUUCUGGUGUUGAAUCAUUUAUGGCCUACACGACUUCUUAUAAAGACGUCGGUCUAACUGGUAUUUAUUUUUGUGCUGAGCCCCGUGCACUAGAAAAUCUUGUUAAAUGUGUUUGUAAUGAAUGGAGGUCAUUGUCCGGUGAUAUAAAUGUUGAUAGUUUAGAGAGGGCGAAAUCUUCUUUGUUAACAAAUUGUGCAUUAAUUUUGGAUGGAUCAACAGCUGUUUGUGAGGAUAUUGGAAGGUUUUUAAAUUUUCUAAAAAAAUCGGAAAAAAUUUUUAAACUUGAUAAGAAAUUGAAUUAGGAAGGGAAUUUACUUAUAAUGAAUCAGUGCUUCCCCAAAUAUUUUAUUUGGGUUCAAAACCUCAAUUUUAUACACAAUCGAAUCAAAAUGAUAUGAAACUAAAAAGUUGUUUAUUAUAAUGAGGGGCUGGCUCGUAACCAGGAUUUUUUCGGGAGGGCCAAGGGGGAAACUUUUGAUUUUACUACCGCAGGCGAAAAUUUUAGUUAGGAGCCUGAUUAGGGGAAUUUCUUUUUAUCAAAAAUAAUUAAUUUUUAAAAUUUUUCUUUUAUUUUUCAUUGUUAAAUUUUAGGCAAAUUUUAAUUUAUGGUAAAAGAUUGAAUGUUGAAGAAUUGGCCGAAGAAAUUAAUUCAGUCACGCCUGAUACAAUUAGAUCAAUUGGUGAACGCUAUUAUUUGAACAAACCGUUUUCGUAUGUUGUUGUUGGAAACACUAGUAAUUGGCCGAGUGGACAGAAAAUUAAAAAGAUGCUGAGCAAGCCAUAAAAUUUAUAUUUAAUUUUAAAAUUUUGACCAUUAAAAAUGUUUUUGUUGUUUAAUUAACUAUAAAUUUUUUUUUUAAAUUUUAAUGGAUGUCCUCGUUUGAACUUUAUUAUUAAAGUUCACAAAUGUUUGAUUAACAAAGCUGUCAGGUUCAAAAAAAUUUCUUUUUGUCAUUUUUUAACUUUUAGACAAUUUUUGUUGUGUU